AAACGCUUAGUAUGCUAUUUACAGAGAUAGCACUGGCGAUCCAGUGAUGGAUCUCCUCCCGAGUCCAUGACAAGCAGAUAGACACUAUUAUUUCGACUGUGCGUGCAGUAACAAGUGAGAGACGGGCAGAGCUCGUCCACCGCUAAUUAGCUUAGCUCAUAUGUCGGGAGUCAAUGGGAAGCAUUAGCCUGCCUCUGCCUACAGUCAUCAGAUAAACUCUUCAACAACUCUAAACGGUCCUGUGUGCUUGUUGUGACUCGUUUUUACCGCGUUAUGUUACGUUAUCUAUUUUUAGACUAAGAUUAGCACUUUAUUUAAUUUUCGAAAGAAAUACAUACGAAACUCAACCUCAGGGGGCGCAUGCGCGCCAGUAAAUAGCUGAGGAAGAAUGAAGAAGAAGAAGAGCUCAUGCAGUAGAUCGGUGAAGGAGUUUGUAGGACACUGACACUUUUUUGGAAAGAGAUAUUUAUAAAUCAGAAUUUUACAAAGAUGCCUCGUACGUGUGCUGUACGGGGUUGCUACAACAAGCACAAGACAUGGUCAAAUCUUAUUUUUCACGCAAUUCCAACUAGAAACCCGGAGCGGAUGAAACAAUGGCUAGGUGCUCUGAACAUGGAUCCCAACACACCACAAGAAGCAGUCAAGAAGAUGCUAGUUUGCUCAGAGCAUUUUUCACGGGACUACUACUACGAAAAACUGGAAUUCAGAACCCAAACAAUGAGACUUUUCUUGAAGGACACGGCCAUCCCAUCACUCAGUGUCACACAGACAGUAAACGAGCGGUCAACUGCUGCAUCCAGGACGUGCUCUGUGGUCAGAUGUGAUUCAUGGCGUCGCAGUGCACUACUGUUUAAGUUACCGGAAGAUCCAGAGAGGAGGCUGGAGUGGGUUCAGUUGAUUUUGGAAGUCAACGGGCAGCAACUGAAAGAGUCAUCCUGGACUGAUAUCACCAUUUGUAAUGAACACUUUACCGGUGACUCUUUUGAAGACACGGGCCAGCUAAAGCUCAGUGCUGUCCCAACACUGUGUGUCAAGUCAGAGCCCGAUGAAUCCCCGGUGAGCCCACAGAAUGAGUGGCAGAAAUGGGCUUCCAUACCCAUCCGUCGGCAGACAGAGAGGACAAAGGGGAACACCUGAGGCUGUGCAUCCAACACCUGGAAUUCCUCAUCUGUACACUCCGGCUCAAACAGGUAUGGCUCUGGA
Molecule: messenger RNA, 1203 nt
Organism: Epinephelus moara (kelp grouper)
Lineage: Eukaryota; Metazoa; Chordata; Actinopteri; Perciformes; Serranidae
Product: peroxynitrite isomerase THAP4-like
Exons: 4
Coding region: 490-1137 (215 amino acids)
Molecular function (GO): sequence-specific DNA binding
Source: RefSeq, a predicted model, not a curated record